AUGGACAUGCUCAAAGUCUCUGAAACUGUCGCGCAAGGUUUGGUCAUUUAUGAACAGUCAUUCUUCAUCCUCACUGAAUGUGGUGCUUGCGGUGUGGCUUGCUGCACAGACCUGGAGGUCAUGAAUACAGGGACAUCGGCCACCAGCGCCCCAGUUCACAGUGCCAGUGCAGCGACAGGACGUAGCUUUCAAACCUUUCAAGAAGGACCGACUGCAGUGGGCAAACCAUCAUCUACACCGGGAAGCAGCCAGGUGUGUUUGGCUUCCGCCAUUGCACUUGUCAUUGCCAUUUCCGUCGCACAGGCGCCCUCGCCAGGAAAACAGGCGGUGCAGUUCGGGCCUGUGGGCACUCCUCCACCUGAUGAUGCUCAACCCAGGUGGGUUCGGGAUACCAACAUCCAAUGUGGCCUCAGCUGUGUGCUGUCUGAAUUCAAGGAUCCGCCGCGGGAUGACACCCCUGUCUUCAGUGCUGCUCGGCCUCCAGGUGCAAAACGUGAAGCCCCGGAGGUGCAAAGCGAAGGAAUACAGACCCAAGCGAGCAACCUAAGCAUGCCUCAUCGAGGCUCGGAAUUUGUUCGAAGCCUAUCAUCUGGUCCCUUGGAGACGGUGGAUGAAGGUGAGUGCGAGGAAACUUCGCCAACGCCGCCGGCAGAAAAGAAGGCCGAGGCAGCUGAGGCGAAGGCAGCUGAAAAAGUCACUCCAGGUUAUCCAUCGCAAUCGGAUGUUUCUUCGCGACCAGCUCAGCCGAGAGCUUCGUCUGAAAAACGUAAUCGGUCACGUGAACCGCGGUCUCCACCGAGAUCAUUGUCUCCAGCACAGCCACUGCGGACUUUGCUUCCCCAUGAGCAGGAGGCAGACGGUUGCAAGGCAGACGUCCAACACCUCCAGGGUCACAGGCCACUCGGUCUAAAAGAUUCGCUGCUGUUCUCCCGCAUGCAAGCUUGCGUCACUGAAGCAUUACCAGCACAAACCACUCAGUGGCGAUGCUCCACUGAUGUGGAGGGAAUGAGGUCUGAGGAGCUCAGUUGCGACCACCCAUCUGCGUCCGGCCCCUCAGGCUUUGGGAUGCCAGCUUUAGCUGCUACGAGUUGCCUAGCUUUGGUCCCCAUGCUUGCUGCUCCCAUUGCGCCGGUCGCUGGCGUGAAGGGCAGUUAUCUCAUCACUGCGCCCCUUGAGCCUGCAAAAGACCGUCGGCUGCCGCUCGCUUCCGAUGCAGCGCCCUGGAUCACAUCCAGAUGUCAGCAGAACCUGUGCUUAGCCGGUGCUGGAGUUCUUUUGCACAGACGUUGGCGGUUGCAGCGGAAGAGACGCAAAGCAAUAGUUUCUGCAUCAGAAGGCACGGAAAACACAAAAUCUCAGAAGAGAUACUAUGGGUUUAUUUUGCUGUCCACCGCAGUUCGCUCAUUUGAAGCUGGUGUAGUGGCAUCUAUGAUGCCGGCCAUUCGACAAGGCCUGCAGCUGACCUACACCAGUCAGGGCAAUGUUGCAGGUUCUCCAGACUAUGGAAUUGUUCCAAGCGGCCUUUUGGCCAUGGCAAUCUUCAAACGCUUUUCGCCCUUCUCUGUGUUGACCAUUGGUUACUUUGUGAUUUCUGCAGUUUCGCUUGCGUGCGCGCUGCUACCUAGCUUGCACACACUCGUUGCAGCUCGCGCUAUUGGUGGCUUGUGCUGGGGUCUUGCUGCUGUACACUACCCCACAUGGGUGAACAGGUAUGGGCCCACUGACAAGCGAACGCUGUGGAUGGCCGGAAUCAAUGCAAUGCUGCUGACAGGAAUUGUAAGCGGCUAUGUGAUUGGCGGCUUGGCCCGUGCCACGGGGAUUGCCACUUGGGAGACUCUAUAUCUAUUGGAAGCGUUGCUGAUGUUCUCUUGCGGCCUGUUGGGAAGCCGGUUUGACCCUGACGUGGUGCGGGUCGAGCAGUCAGAAGCAGCAGGUGCGAAAGAAGACGCAAAGGAGAAACAAUCAGGCGACCGGAAGUCAUUCAUUCCAAAAGAGCUUCGGGCCCUUGGAGGCUCAGGGCUGUUCCUGUGCACGCUGGCUGCUGGAUGUUUUCAAUCCGGUUCGGUCGGGUUCAUGUUAUACUUCAUAACCCAAGCCCUCGGCGCGGUUUUCCAUUGGUCGCCGCGGUCCAUCUACAUAGCCGUCAGUCUCGUCAUCACAGUUGGGCCUAUCGGUGGAAUCCUAUCUGGAGCUGCAUAUUUGAACCGUGUGGGAGGAUACCAAAACUAUCGCAAAGCCAAUGGGAUGACCGCUGUUUGCGCGAUUCUCAGCCUCUUGUGCGGGUGCUGUUUACCUUUCGCAGGUGGUUCGCCAUUGCUAUACGGCAUGGCCAACCUGGGUUUGCUGCUCUUCGGUGCAGCUCCUACUGCUGCCAUCAAUGGCAUUGCUGUGUCCUGCGUGCCAGAAGCCAAGCACUUUGCGAGUGCCACCCAGUUCGCCAUGCAAAAUUUGGCAAAGCUGCUCAUCCCUCUUCUGGGAGGAGUGGUGAUCGACCACCUGGGGCUAGUGAAGGGCUAUCAUGUGGUCACAAUAGGAGCAUUGGUGUUUUACGCCAUUGCAGCAUCGUUUGCAUUUCUUCAGGCAAAAGCGCAGCACAAAGAUGAGCUGCAAAUGUCCAAUGCGUGA
Cladocopium goreaui is the source of this 2625-nucleotide messenger RNA. Lineage: Eukaryota; Dinophyceae; Suessiales; Symbiodiniaceae. The record is from the annotation of a GenBank genome assembly.